Molecule: messenger RNA, 3744 nt
Organism: Labeo rohita (rohu)
Lineage: Eukaryota; Metazoa; Chordata; Actinopteri; Cypriniformes; Cyprinidae
Gene: ddx31
Product: DEAD (Asp-Glu-Ala-Asp) box polypeptide 31
Exons: 20
Coding region: 270-2495 (741 amino acids)
Biological process (GO): ribosome biogenesis
Cellular component (GO): nucleus
Molecular function (GO): ATP binding; nucleic acid binding; RNA helicase activity
Source: RefSeq, a predicted model, not a curated record
UGGCAACGACAUACCCGGAAAUUUCCACACGUUGUGGUGGACGGAGGAAAAACACGUGUGGAACUUUACUUUAUAUGUGUACAGCCGUUCAUGUUGUGCUUUUAUUAUUUUGAAGUGAACAUCAUUUUGUCGCCAUUCAAACAAAGGAUAAUGCGUCAUUUAUCAUCUUGUAAACAGUCUGACGUGCCCAUGUGAGUGUAGUAACUGUUAUAGCUAUUUAGCUACUGCACCACCUAUUUUUAAUCGGUGUUUAUAGCCUGCUUACUGUCAUGGCUGAGGACGGGCUGAUGCUCAACAUCUUCUCAGAUCCCUUAAAGGUUCACAAAAAGACAAAUCGAACACAUUUUUCAACAGCAGAGAAAUGGGCAGAGAGAAAGCGAGAAUCAAAGAGGAAGGCUGCCUUUGAGCCCCAGGAGAGCAGCGCUUCCAAACAGAGGAAGAUUAAUCAAACUGGUCAACAGCACACACAUAAGCAAAAGCUGCAAACCCCCAGAAGCCCCUCUCAGAGGAGUAAUAAUAGAGACACAGAGGAGAAUGGGGACCAGAGAGAAAACUCUGCCGCAAAGUCCCCAUCAAAGGUGAAAACAUUUCCAAAGAAAGCUCCCGAAGAGCAAAGGGACCAUGGCAGACCAUUUAUCAAGACAUCGUCUCUCUUCAGAAACAACCCAGAGAUCCCUGAUGUCCUCAGUCCUGCUAUAAAUCAAGUUAAAGAGAAAGUCUUCACCAGCAACACAUUUGAAGAACUCGAUCUGCAUCCUCAUCUGGUGGCAACACUCCAUAAGGUGUUGAAUGUGACCAGCAUGACGAGUGUGCAGAAAAAAACCAUACCAGUGUUGAUGUCUGGUAAAGAUGCUGUAGUGCGCUCCCAGACUGGAUCAGGAAAAACAUUGGCUUAUGGAAUUCCAGUGGUUCAGUCCUUACAAGCAGUACAGCCUAAAGUGAAGAGAUCAGAUGGGCCUUUGGCUGUUGUGAUUGUUCCAACACGAGAGCUUGCCCUGCAGAGCUUUCAGAUGUUUCAGAAGCUUCUAAAACCUUUCACCUGGAUUGUGCCAGGAGUUCUGAUGGGAGGAGAGAAAAGAAAAUCAGAAAAAGCCAGACUGAGGAAGGGCAUUAAUGUUCUGAUCUCGACUCCAGGCCGACUGGUGGACCACAUAAAGAACACUCUAAGUAUUGCUUUCAGCGCUGUGCGCUGGCUCAUUCUGGAUGAAGCUGACAGGAUUUUGGAUUUGGGCUUUGAGAAAGAUCUGACUGUGAUUCUGAACGCUAUGAAUGCCACUGGACCUGCCAGGCAGAAUGUACUGCUUUCAGCCACACUCACCGAGGGACUGUCCCGAUUAGCCAGCAUCAGUAUGAAGGAGCCCGUGAGUAUCCACGUGUCAGAGGGGAGCGAGGAGACAGUUGAAGCGUGUCCCCAGGCGGGCCCUCAGGCUCUGUCAGACAGCUACGCGGUGCCUGAGAGGCUGCAGCAGCACGUUGUGGUGGUGCCCAGCAAACUCCACCUGGUCUGUUUGGCUGCCUUUAUUCUGGCCAAAUGCAAGUUUGAGCAGCGGCAGAAGCUUAUCGUUUUCAUAUCCAGCUGUGAGGCUGUGGAGUUUCUGCUUACUCUCCUCACUGCAGUCCUCUGUGAGAAGCCCAGCACCACAUCAACCAAACAUACCUCAGCUUCCCUUAACUUCUACAGGCUGCACGGCAACAUGAGACAAGAGGAGCGCACUGAAGUCUUCCAGGAGUUCUCUCAAUGUAAAACUGGCGUUCUGCUGUGUACGGAUGUGGCUGCACGUGGUUUGGAUCUGCCUCAGGUUACGUGGAUUGUUCAGUACAACCCUCCUGUUUCUGCCGCGGAAUAUGUUCAUCGCGUGGGCCGCACGGCACGAAUUGGAGCUCAGGGCAGCAGCCUGCUCUUCCUCACCCCCUCUGAGACGGCUUUUGUGGAUGUGCUGGCCAAUCACAACAUCAGUUUGUCCGAGAUGAAGAUGGAAGACAUCUUGGCCACUCUGAUGAAGGACGAGCGCUUCAAAGGCAGAGGGAAAUGGGACGGCAAGAGAUCAGCCGCUGCUUUUGAGCAGGAAGUGCGAGUGAGAGCCACCGUUUUACAGACUGACUUUGAGAAUUAUGUUCACGCCAAUAACGAGUCUCUGCAAACAGCGAAGAGCGCACUGCAGUCUUUCCUGAGAGCAUACACCGCGUACCCCUCCAGUCUGAAACAUAUCUUCCACAUCCGCAGCCUGCACCUGGGCCACGCUGCUAAGAGCUUUGGCCUGAGGGACGCACCCCAGGGCUUGGGCAGCUCCAUAACCACUAAUCCUGCCAACAGCAAAGACUCCAAGAAGGGCAAAGACAAAGCUAAGAGGCCUCCUAAAAAACUCACGGCGAAGGAGCGCGUGGCAAACCUAAUGCGCUCAGAGUAUCUCAGUGGGAUAGAUGGAGAAUCCAAAUCUAAGAAGAGGAAGAAGAAGAAAGGUCAAGCGGAGGAAGAACAAUCUACCGCAGCAUGAAGCAGAAGACUUCGGAGAGAUCCGAGACUCUUUUCGGCUGAGAUGUGCUGAGUUCAGAGUCCUUUGCGGCCAGGUGGAUUCUCAGGGUUGAACACACAGGUGUUUUUUAUACAGAGUGACAUUUUUUACUUGUGACAAAGCAUGAAUGGUCAGCAGCGUGGUCUGAAAACUUGCUUCUACCAUCUGCAUUGAAAAAAGCUUUGCAGAAAAAGAGUAAAAUGCAUGUAAAAUGUUUGCGCUCAGUCAUUCUCAGUCGUUAUUAUUAUAAAUGUGGUGCCAUAAAUAUGACUAUUUAAGCAAUGUGAUUUACAAGAAAGCAAGUUGUUUUGUCAAAAUGUAAUACAGUCACUGAAUUUUAGAUAAAAGUGUGUUUCUUUCAUUUUUACUCUGAUUUUGGGUUCUCCACGGGAUUGAACCAGAACGUUUUUUGGAAUCACUGGUAUGCAUCUGAUGUUGUACACAAGGUUAUGAAAACACCACGUAAAAUAGUCUUUGUUAAACGCUUUUUAGCUCAUUUCCCUGGCUUGAAUUUCGGCUCGGUCAGGUAAAUAGGGGUGGAUAUGUAUGGAGGCUUACGCUGACCAGCUGUCCAAGCGUUGAGUCUGACUCGCCCGGUCACCAGCUGCUGUCUUUUGGCCGAGUCUUCGCUGCGAGCGCUAAAAGAAAUUUGACCGGAAUAUUACGUUUCACUGUCGCUUUAUUACCGUAAAAGCCGCUUGUAAAAAUUUGAUUGGUCUGUAAUAAUGAAACGCCAAUUAUGAUUGGUCAAUUAAACCCACACAACAAACCACUUACUCAGAUACGCUUGUUUCGGUGAGUGGGCUUCUCUGUACGAAGCUCUUGUGAGGAGAACUCACAAAAGGUUUUUUUUUUUUUUUUGGUAACAGAGUGGUAGGAGAACAUGUCAAAAUAUUAGCGAAGGAAACAGACUGAAAAUAUUUUUUUAUUGCGUGUCUGCGUUCACGGGCUGUUGGUUUGAGUUGCAGCUUUAAUGCAGUUAUAAAAAUGACUUUUUUUGUGAGUGUAUUAACAUUUUUGCUUAUUUUAAAGCUCACCAUAUAUUCACAACCAAUAUCCAAAAAAUGUUUGACCAAGAGUAUAUCGAAGAAUAAAGUACUUCUGUCAUAUGUGACAAAUCCACAUCUUUAUUUAGAAAAGUAUUUUGGCGUCUGUUGAACCGGGUCGUAAACUACCCAUAAACAACACAGUUUUCACAAAACCGGAUUAAUUGUCUGAACAGGUUGUAGUG